Messenger RNA from Aphidius gifuensis, 1060 nucleotides. It is a transcript of the gene kri, whose product is annotated as uracil phosphoribosyltransferase homolog. The transcript has 6 exons. The record is from RefSeq and is a predicted model, not a curated record. The coding region runs from base 32 to 715 and encodes 227 amino acids. Lineage: Eukaryota; Metazoa; Arthropoda; Insecta; Hymenoptera; Braconidae.
AUUGUACUUUUAAUAAUUUUUAUACAACAAUAUGGGCACCAACGACACAUCAACAAUUAUUAACAAAAAACAAUCAUAUGAAAAAAAUGAUAUAGAUGAGUAUGGAAAAAAUUUAAAAAUUCUACCAACAAAUGAUCAAGUUAAAGAAUUACAAACAAUUUUACGUGACAAAAACACAACAAGGAGUGACUUUAAAUUUUAUGCUGAUCGUUUGAUUCGGCUUGUAAUUGAAGAGAGUCUUAAUCAAUUACCAUUUACAAAAUUUGUUGUAACAACACCAACUGGUGAAAAAUAUAAUGGCCUUAAAUAUCAGAAAGGUAAUUGUGGAGUUUCAAUUGUUAGAAGUGGUGAAGCUAUGGAACAGGGAUUGAGAGACUGUUGUCGAAGUAUUAGAAUUGGAAAAAUACUUGUUGAAAGUGAUGCUGAUACACAUGAAGCCAAAGUUGUGUAUGCAAAAUUUCCAGAUGACAUUGCAGAUCGUAAAGUUUUACUAAUGUAUCCAAUAAUGAGUACAGGAAAUACUGUGAUAAAAGCUAUUGCUGUGUUAAAAGAACAUCAUGUUCUUGAAGAAAAUAUUAUACUGUCAAAUUUAUUUUGUACACCACCAGCUGCCAAAACUCUAGUCACUGCAUUUCCAAAAAUGAAAUUUUUAACAUCAGAAAUACACAAAGUCGCACCAAAUCAUUUUGGCCAAAAAUAUUUUGGUACGGACUAAUUUUUAUUUUAAUAUUUAGUUCAAAUUGUAAAAUUAGAUUUUUUUUUUUUUUUUUUGUUAAUCAACAUAUUGAUAGAAACUUGACGUAAAGAAAUUCGAAAUCAUUGUUUAUUAUUUUUUUUUUUUGAAUUAAAAGCAUAGUAUUAGUAUUUUUUUUUUUUGUUGUGUUUGGAUUUUAUUGAUCAUUUUUUUCAUAAUAAAAUCAUGUUUUCAACAACGCACACAAUUUUUACAUUGACUUUAAAUGUUUUUAUAGUCACAAAAAUAUUUUAUUAAAUUAAUUUAACACGAAAAGAGAAAUAUUUGUUAAAUAUAAAUAAUUGUCAUGCCAUUUUACGAUUAAAC